Molecule: messenger RNA, 666 nt
Organism: Balaenoptera musculus (blue whale)
Lineage: Eukaryota; Metazoa; Chordata; Mammalia; Artiodactyla; Balaenopteridae
Gene: MYMK
Product: myomaker, myoblast fusion factor
Exons: 5
Coding region: 1-666 (221 amino acids)
Cellular component (GO): plasma membrane
Source: RefSeq, a predicted model, not a curated record
AUGGGGACUCUCGUGGCCAAACUUCUCCUGCCCACCCUCAGCAGCCUGGCGUUCCUCCCCACGGUGAGCAUUGCUGCCAAAAGGCAGUUCCACAUGGAGGCCAUGGUCUACCUCUUCACCAUGUUCUUCGUGGCGCUCUACCACGCCUGCAAUGGGCCCGGCCUGUCGGUUCUCUGUUUCCUGCGCCACGACAUCCUGGAGUACUUCAGCGUCUACGGGACGGCCCUGAGCAUGUGGGUGUCACUGAUGGCACUGGCCGACUUCGAUGAGCCCAAGCGGUCGACUUUAGUGAUGUUUGGCGUCCUGACCAUCGCUGUGCGGAUCUACCAUGACCGCUGGGGCUACGGGGUGUACUCGGGCCCCAUCGGCACAGCCGUCCUCAUCAUCGCGGCCAAGUGGCUGCAGCAGAUGAAGGAGACGAGGCGCCUGUAUCCUGACAAGAGCGUGUACACCCAGCAGAUAGGCCCCGGCCUCUGCUUUGGGGCGCUGGCCCUCAUGCUGCGCUUCUUCUUUGAGGACUGGGAUUACACCUACGUCCACAGCUUCUACCACUGUGCCCUGGCCAUGGCCUUCGUCCUGCUGCUGCCCAAGGUCAACAAGAAGGCUGGAAGCGCGGGGCCCCCCGCCAAGCUGGACUGCUCCACCCUUUGCUGUGCUUGUAUCUAA